GAGAGAACGAGAGAGAGAGAGAGAGAGAGAGAGAGAGAGAGAGAGAGAGAGAGAGAGAGAGAGAAGGACAGUGACAGAGGGAUAGAAAGUGAGGGAUGAAGUAUCCGUCUGUGUCAGUGAGUAACUCCUUGUUGGACAUGGAUGUAGCCAACUACAGUGAGGGACUGGACCCAACGUACAGCACCCUGGGCUUCGAACACGCUGACGUCCUCUAUGGUGGGAGGGACAGUAUGCCAGCGGAGCCGGGCCUGUCCCCGGCAGACGUAGUGAAUGCUAACUGUGCUAUCUGUGGAGACAAGGCUACAGGGAAACACUACGGAGCCUCCAGCUGUGACGGAUGUAAAGGCUUCUUCAGACGCUCCAUACGCAAGAACCACGUCUACUCCUGCAGGUUUAACCGUCAGUGUGUGGUGGACAAGGACAAGAGGAACCAGUGUCGGUUCUGCAGACUCCACAAGUGUUUCAGAGCUGGCAUGAAGAAAGAAGGUCGGCCACAUCAAACCACGGUUCAGAAUGAGAGAGAUCGUAUCAGCUCUAGAAGAAGUGUUCAGGACAAUCAGGAUCUCCUACCUAUCACUAUUCUGGCCCAAGCAGAGUCACUGUCUCAACAGAUCAGUGUAUCCAGUCCCAGUGGUGCAGUAGAUGUAUCAGAACAGAAGUCGGCUGGUGUGGGUGAUGUCUGUGACUCCAUGAGACAACAGCUGCUUGUGUUGGUGGAAUGGGCCAAGUACAUUCCUGCCUUCGGAGAGCUGCCCCUGGACGACCAGGUGAGUCUGCUCAGGGCUCAUGCAGGGGAACACCUUCUACUUGGGGUCGCCAAGAGGUCAAUGCCUUAUAAGGACUUCCUGCUCCUUGGUAAUGGGUGUGUGAUCCAUGGUAGCAGUGCGGAGCCGGAGAUGGGUCGUGUAGCUAACCGUGUUCUAGGUGAGCUGGUCCUGCCCUUCCAGGACAUCCAGAUAGAUGACAAUGAGUAUGCUGCUCUCAAGGCCAUCGUCUUCUUUGACCCUGAUGCCAAGUCUCUGCGUGAUCCGUCGAAGAUCAAGGCGAUGCGUCUGCAGGUCCAGAUGAGUCUAGAGGACUAUAUUAACGACCGUCAGUAUGACUCCAGAGGGAGGUUCGGAGAGCUGCUGCUACUGCUGCCUACUCUACAGUCCAUCACCUGGCAGAUGAUAGAACAACUGCAGUUUGUUAAACUCUAUGGCCUGGCCAAGAUCGACAACCUACUGCAGGAGAUGCUGCUGGGAGGUCUGGCUUCAGAGGCAACCCACCUGCACCACCCAGGUCACACCCAGUUAGCCCAGGACCCUUUGACUGGACACACACUGGUCAUCAGCACCAUGCCUGCUACACACACUUCUCAGAUAGCGUCUCCAGACACUCCUAUCCCGUCUCCUCCUCAGGGUCCAGAGAUGUACAAGUCCUCUUCUAGCCCCUCCCUCCUGGUGGCCCCGCCCCUCCCACACAGACGUACCCACGAUCCCUCCCUCUGAGUGUACAGCACCCGACCCGCGAAUAACAAAACAGACAAAACAUACUGUCAGCCAUGAAUGCAACCAAAACUACAGAAAGCCUGUUCGAUGGGCCAAAUACUAAUUUGAGAUCUACAUUCCAUGCGUAACUUGUAAACCAUGCAUUCAAAUCAAAUCAAAUGUAUUUAUCAAGCCAUUUUAACAUCAGCAGAUGUCACAAAGUGCUAUACAGAUACCUAGCCUAAAACCCCAAAAAGCAAGCAAUGCAGAUGUAGAAGCACGAUCAAUGGUAGUUUCAAAACUUGAGUUUGCCCUAUGUGUUUAAAGGUGUAAAAUAUUUGAUGUUUUCUCUCCAUUCAGUGCCAUAGGUUUUCACUCCAGUUCAGGAGUCUAGAAAUGGAGUAAUCUGUGUAAAUUGUAGCAUCUAUAAAUCAUUAGAAUAUUCCUAGUCUCUGACCCUCUGUUAUCAUGAUGUAAAUGGGAGUGUGUAUUUGAGCUUUCCGUAGGCACAUCAUUGAAGAUGGAGCGAGAGAUUUGCAAAUCACCAUGUACAUUAUAUACAGUAUGUGUUAACUAAAAGUGAUUAGGACUGUGUUUGGAGCACAUGAUGUUCACGUGUUGCCAUGUUGCUUGUAUAACUAUGUAUAACUAACCAUACAUUUAGUUCCUAAUCAACUCUGCAGUGGCUUUCAGUCUUUUGAGAUUACUGUCAUGAUAUGAAAUUAUAUGACAUUUUUCAAAUUUGGUGUUUAAAUUCAAUUGAAUAUGUCAAAUGAAUCUUAUUGGCCUUCGUUAGACUGUCGAAUAGUGUAUACAAAUUAGAAAAUGUAAGCUGUAUAUUGUUAUUGAAACAGAACACUAUUUUCAAUGAAUUGUAGCCUCUGCUUUUGUAGGCUUUUGCAUGAACAUGGACAUAGUUAUGAAAAAAUACACACCGUAACAGAACUAACCCAGCAACCACGGUGUCCCACAGCAGAGAAAAUAUGGGUACUGGUUCCCCCAUGUGGUUUAAAUAGAAAUAACAAUCCUGCAAUCACUAGAUGGCCAAGGUGUCAAUAAUUGUCAGAGCUGAUGAUAAAGUAUGUGAGGUGUUUGUUAUUAAUUAACUGAGUAUUUUAUAUGAUAAUAAUAUAUAAAUAAUAAUAUAGAUAGGUUCCAUAUUCCAUAUGCUCCGUGACCUUUCACCCGACGGCUCCUAUCACUGCUCUAUUGGUCUAGGAUAUGUGGUGUGUGUCCAUUUCUGUAUUGGUCUGGGAUAUGCUGUUUGUUGAUAUGAGUUGAGUGAAAGUUGAUACCAGCUGAUGCUCAUUUUGCCCUCUCACCUAAAAGAAAAUGAGAAAACACAAACAUAAUCUAGAAAUAAAUAAACCCUACUCGUACUGAA
Messenger RNA from Coregonus clupeaformis (lake whitefish), 2853 nucleotides. Its product is annotated as hepatocyte nuclear factor 4-gamma. Gene Ontology annotation, molecular function: zinc ion binding; RNA polymerase II cis-regulatory region sequence-specific DNA binding; nuclear receptor activity. The transcript is spliced from 10 exons. Bases 96 to 1490 code for a protein of 464 amino acids. The record is from RefSeq and is a predicted model, not a curated record. NCBI's taxonomy places the organism in Eukaryota, Metazoa, Chordata, Actinopteri, Salmoniformes, Salmonidae. Gene Ontology annotation, biological process: regulation of transcription by RNA polymerase II; cell differentiation; anatomical structure development. Gene Ontology annotation, cellular component: nucleus.